Molecule: messenger RNA, 430 nt
Organism: Pectinophora gossypiella (pink bollworm)
Lineage: Eukaryota; Metazoa; Arthropoda; Insecta; Lepidoptera; Gelechiidae
Exons: 3
Coding region: 16-384 (122 amino acids)
Source: RefSeq, a predicted model, not a curated record
UGGCUACAAGGAAUAAUGAUGUUGAAGUCUCUAGCUUUUGUGUUCUGUUUGGCACUGGUCGGGCAGUAUGCCGAUGGCGCUCAAAGUGUUCAAAAGGACGAAAAGCCAGAUGUAUUGAAGAAUUAUCCUGGGUGUUACGUGUCAUACCUGGGUCGUGUCCUGGCCUUCGGUGUUAGAGCGCCUGAUGAGAGUGGAGUUUGCCGGGAAUACAUCUGUCCAACUGAUUCAUCGGAUGAGGCAUACCACAUCGUAACCUGUCCCAAUUAUUCAGAAGAAUGCAUCCUUAUUCCUGGCGACUCAGACGCUUUGUACCCCGACUGCUGUGACAAACUUGACAGCGAGAAGACCAUCGCCAGUGGAGCCCAAUGCUACGCGACAUCAUAAACAUUUCUUGUCUGUAAUCUACGAGUAAAUGAAUUGCUGAAUUGCA